GGGGCACUGCAAGGCGUGGCUGGCUUUGGGUUCCGCAUGAUCUCCCCAUCCCUCUUUGUGUUGCUGGAGGCGGCCAGCCUGCUGCUGGGUGCGGACACCGCAAGUGAGUGGCGGGGAGAGCAGCCGCGGAUCUAGACCGGAGAGCUGCUCCGCUUUCCCGACAAAUGGGGAUACCGGAGGAGCCGGACACGACGGGCACCGAUUGGAACUCAACCUGCAGGGAGAACCCGGAGGAAGCUGUCUAAAGCGGGAAGAGACAGGAGAUCCGGGCAAGGAUGCGGGGCGGAGGGGAGAAGAGCUUCUUUGUACUGGCCGCCACUUCCCAUGUCCUGCGCUAUUUCUUCACCGGUGUGUCAGAACUGGGUCACGGCCUGCCCCGGUUUGUCAUUGUGGGCUACUUGGAUGAUCAGCAGUUUGUCCACUACGAUAGCAAUUCCCGGAGGGACUUGCCACUGGGGCCUUGGAUUCGGAAGGUGGAGGAAGACGAUGCCCAUUAUUGGGACUGGCAAACUCAGCUUUCCCACAGCUGGGAACUCUACUUCCAACUGAGCCUCUGGAACCGCUUCAACCACACCCCGGGCUUUCACACCUGGCAAUGGAUGCAUGGUUGUGAGUUACGACAAGAUGGACGUAAAGAAGGCAGUUCUCAGUUUGGCUACGAUGGGGCAGAUUUCCUCAGCCUGGAUAAACAGACCCUCACGUGGACAGCAGCCGACUGGCGGGCCCAGGUCACCAAGCGGAGGUGGGAGGCCGAUCAGGUCUGGACUCAAGGCCGGAGGAAUUUCCUAGAAGGAGACUGCAUUGAGUGGCUGCAGAAAUACCUGAAUUACGGCAAGGAGUCCCUUCUCAGAAAAGAACCUCCCGUGGUGACAGUCACCCGGAAAGAGAGCUACGAAGGACUGGAGACCCUCAUCUGCCGUCUGCACGGCUUCUACCCCAAAGAGGUUGACGUCACUUGGAGGAAAGGUGGGGAAAUCUUGGAGCAGGAGACCCUCCGUGGUGGGAUCACUCCCAAUUCAGACAGGACCUACCACACCUGGCUCAGCAUUGAGAUCGACCCCAAGGAGAGGGAGCUGUACAAAUGUCAUGUGGAGCAUGACGGUCUUCUGAACCCCCAGGAUUUCUCCUGGGAGAAGCCAGUUUCAUCUGUAACGGGGAUCCUCGUGGGCAGUGUCCUAGGUGCUCUGGCUGCUGCUGUCUUACUGGUAAUUGGGAUCCUGUUCUACACCAAAAAAUGGCGCAAGGGGUACCAAAAUGCAUCAAGGAACAGCCAAGAAUCAUCUUCUUGUGGCAAUGAUAUAGUGGAAUGACUCGCGACUGGUAAUCUGGAUCAGAGGUUUUCCCGCCUGAAACUCAUUAGAUGUGUGGAGGCAACAAUUGCAAACCCAGGAAGAUGCUGGACUGGCCGGCUAGAUGGGGAUCGGUGCAUCUUCAUUUUCUUCCUUCUACUUCUUUGAUCCCGGAGAUCCCCUGGGAGUAUUAAUUGAGGACAGAUUAAAUUUUCGUCUGUUGCGGUUUGACUUUGACGGCGUAAGAACCAGCACAAAGGACGUAAAAGUGUGAUAAAGGUUACAGCCUGCAGGAUUAUCCUUGAUUUUUGAGAAUACCUACCAGUUUUCAGGGGACGUGGUGGCUCAGGGGCUAGGACGUUGAGCUUGUCGAUCAAAAGGUUGGCAGCUCAGCGGUUCGAAUCCCUAGUGCUGCCGUGUAACGGGGUGACCUCCCGUUGCUUGUCCCAGCUCCUGCCAACCUAGCAGUUUCGAAAGCACAUAAAAAUGCAAGUAGAAAAAAUAGGGACCACCUUGGUGGGAAGGUAACAGCGUUCCGUGCACCUUUAGCGUUGAGUCAAAGCUGGCUGAGGAACUCUGGGAGUUGAAGUCCACAAGUCUUAAAGGGACCAAAGUUGGAGACCUCUGCUCUAGAAAGAGUGCAGAGAAGAACAACAAAGAUCAUUAGGGGACUGGAGGCUAAAACAUGAAAACCUGUUACAGGUACUGGGUUUGUCUAGUCUAGAGGUGACAUGAUAGCAGUGUUCCAAUAUUUGAGAUUGAGAGUGUCCACCUAAUUCUCCAAAGCAUCUGAAGCAGUGGUGAGUUGCUCCCGGUUCGGUCCGGUUCUUGCGAACCGGUAGUAACAGUGGCGGGAGGCUCCGCCCACCCAACCGGACAUCAUCACGGACAAUCUCCGUGUACGCAGAAGCACCCGCACACUCCCGCCCCGAACCAGUAGCGGAGGUAAGUAGAACCCACCUCUGACCUGAAGGCCGAACAAGGAGUGAUGGAUGGAAACUAAUCAAAGAGAGAACUGUCAGUGUUCCAGAAAACCCUGUCAGCUUUGGAAGCCAUACUAGGCCAAAGGCUUCCACACGCUGCCAAGAAAUUUCCUGACAAUUAGAACAAUCAAUCAAUGGAACAGCUUGCCUUCAGAAGUUGUGGAUGGUCCAUCACUGGAGCUUUUUAAGAAGAGAGUAGACAACCAUUUGUCUGAAGUGGUAUAGGGAUUCCUGCCUGAGUAAGGGGCUGGAUUAGAAGACCUCCAAGGUCCCUUCCAACUCUGUUUUUCCGUUAGUCUGAUUUUGUCAUCUUAUUUACAUUUAAGGUACUGCCUUUCGGGAUUGUUGUGAUUAUUUUGCUGUGUUGUACACUUCUGUAAACUGCUUACUGUAAGAGAGAGCAGUGGUGGUGCAGUGGUUAGAAUGCAGUAUUGCAGGCUAACUCAGCCCAUAGCCAGCAGUUUGAUCCUGAACAUCUCAAGAUUGACUCUUCCUCCCUCCCUCCCUCCCUCCCUUGCUGUGGUGGCGCCAUGACUAAAAUACAAUAUUGCAAACUAACUCUGCCCACUGUCAGCAGUUCAAUUCUUAUGCCUCAGUAUUUAGGAAAAAGAUGAAAGAAUUUUAUAUCUCUCCUUUGGGUUCCUCUCUUACUUCAAGAUAUGGUUUAGAUAGAACUGAUCUAUUUAUUUCUUAAUAAAUCCAAUUUUUGCUACAAAAACAAGAAGUGUC
Molecule: messenger RNA, 3001 nt
Organism: Ahaetulla prasina
Lineage: Eukaryota; Metazoa; Chordata; Lepidosauria; Squamata; Colubridae
Product: major histocompatibility complex class I-related gene protein-like
Exons: 8
Coding region: 276-1310 (344 amino acids)
Biological process (GO): immune response
Cellular component (GO): external side of plasma membrane
Source: RefSeq, a predicted model, not a curated record